Messenger RNA from Phyllostomus discolor (pale spear-nosed bat), 1550 nucleotides. It is a transcript of the gene CLRN2, whose product is annotated as clarin 2. The record is from RefSeq and is a predicted model, not a curated record. The coding region runs from base 421 to 1119 and encodes 232 amino acids. The transcript is spliced from 3 exons. NCBI's taxonomy places the organism in Eukaryota, Metazoa, Chordata, Mammalia, Chiroptera, Phyllostomidae.
AUUUUUGAGAAUCGUCAAGGUCUCUGUAUGGUCCGAGCUGCCUGGCUUUGCCUGCUAAUGAUGUCGUCCUCGGCCUGAAGAGGUCCCCACCGGGGUCAUUUAAACACUUGAAAGGAGGAACAAUUAAACCCUCGGCUGAAACAUUAGUCUGGCGGGAGGUGUCGGGUUGCUUCCUUCAGUAACGCACGCCGCCACACGGUCAGGUGAAGGCUGUCCCUGCAGAGACUUCCGGAUAUCCCCGCAGCAAACUCGGGCUGCGGGCGCAGGCACGGCGGGGGGACCCAGGGGGGUGGACUUGGCACCUUGAAAUGGUGUGUUCGGAAGAGCCGCCCUUGGACGCGAGGAUUGCCAAGCGCCCGGGAGAUGUCAACGGCCCCCGCUGCAGCUGGGACACCUCGGGGAUGACCGGCGCCCACUAGAAUGCCUGGAUGGUUCAAAAAGGUGUGGUUCGGGCUGGCGUCCUUACUCAGCUUCUCCUCCUUCGUCCUGAUCAUCGUGGCCCUGGCGGUGCCCCACUGGCUGAGCGGGAAAAUCCUGUGUCAGACUGGAGUGGACCUGGUCAACGCCACGGAUCCGGAGCUGGUCAAGUUCAUUGGGGACAUUUACUACGGGCUCUUCCGCGGGUGUAAGGUGCGGCAGUGCGGGCUCGGGGGCCGCCAGUCCCAGUUCACGAUCUUCCCACAGCUGGUGAAGGAGCUCAACACCGGCCUCCACGUGCUGAUUCUGCUGCUGCUCUUCCUGGCCCUACCCCUGGCUCUGGUCAGCAUGGGCUUUGCCAUCCUCAACAUGAUCCAGGUUCCCUACAAGGCAGUCAACGGCCCUGGGGGCAUCUGCCUAUGGAACGUCAUUGCAGGUGGAGUCGUGGCGUUGGCCCUCGCCAGUUUCGUGGCCGCGGUGAAGUCCCACGACCUGACGGAGCGGAUCGCCAACUUCCAGGAGAGGCUCUUCCGCUUCGUCGUGGUGGAGGAACGGUACGAGCAGUCCUUCUGGAUCUGCGUGGCCAGCGCCUCGGCCCACGCUGCCAACUUGGCCGUGGUGGCCAUCAGUCAGAUUCCCCUCCCAGAGGUGAAGACCAAGAUGGAGGAGGCCACGGUCACGGCCGAGGAUAUCUUGUAUUGAGAGUGUUCUCCCCCCAGGCCCUUUCCCGGGUCAGUUCUGGAGUAGGGACGGGGGCCCCAUCGCUGUUGCGGGCUUCCCAGUCCAGCAUGGCCAUGGUUUCGGCAAGAAGAAGGAGGAAAUGGACGGAGGAAGGGUGGUACCUGGGCCAGAAAAGAAAAACUUUCCCAAAUUCCUGGUAUCUCUGUCCUUCUCUCUCAACAACCUUGGACUUAGAGUUGGAGUUGGAGACUUUGCACUUGCCAGCUGUGAGUGACAUUGGACAAUGCACUGAGUGUCUACUCCUCAGUUUCCUCAUCGCAGUAUGGGGGUGCGAAUGACCUCGCAAGAUUGUAAAGAGGUUUUAAUGGGCUAUAAUGUUGCCAGCCUUUAGAUGCUGUAGAACAUGCCACAAAUGUAAGAUCCUGAGAACUCCAAUAAACGCCUACACACCA